AUGUCAGAGAAUACCAACCAACAAGAAGAACGUCAACGUAUUAUUAUUGUACCAGGUAUGGGUUGUGUACCUGUACGAGAUUGUAAUUGGUAUGCAUGGCUUGAACAAGAACUUGAAAAGGAUCCAACUGGUCGAUUCUCUGUUAUUCUUGAAAAUAUGCCUGAUCCUCAUGGUGCUCGUGAAUCACAAUGGGUACCAUUUAUUCGAGAUAGACUAAAAUUUGAUGAAAAAACUAUCUUAGUUGGACACAGCUCUGGUUGUGAAGCAAUCAUGCGAUUACUUGAAAAAGAUAAAGUACGUGGAGUGAUACUCGUAGCAGCCUGUCAUACUGAUUUAGGUGAUGAAAAUGAACGAGCAAGUGAAUAUUAUAAUCGACCAUGGGACUGGGAUGCUAUACGUGGCAAUACUGAAUGGAUUGUUCAAUUUCAUUCUCCAAGUGAUAAACUUAUUCCAGUAGAAGAAGCACGUUUUGUUGCCGACAAAUUAAAAUCUGAAUAUAGGGAAUUAGAACGUCGUGGUCAUUUUAUGAGUAAACAAUUUCCAGAAGUACUGUCUGUAAUAAAGAAAAAAUGUUGUGCGUCAUAA
Rotaria sordida is the source of this 585-nucleotide messenger RNA. The record is from the annotation of a GenBank genome assembly. Lineage: Eukaryota; Metazoa; Rotifera; Eurotatoria; Philodinida; Philodinidae.